AUGCAUAUGAAAACAACUUUACCUGUCUAGUACACCUUCUUCAAACAUGUAUUUGCGCUAGUGUUUAUGCUGUUACAUGCGAUUGGUGGUGUGGUGUGGAAGGUUGUCACGUGGGGACUUGACAUCCAUAGAUCCUCCGGUUUUUCCCUUAGUCGUGCCCCUAUCGCGGAGCGAACGUCGACAUUCGUAUUAGUGAGGAACUACGUAAUUUGGGGACUCCAAACCUCGUAUAUCCUCUCAGGAAUGCCUACUCCGCCCUCUGCCUACCUCCAACACCACCUAUCAAAGUUCGACACCUACGAUACCCGUAGAGGCACCUAUGCAUUAGACUCUCAUAGGCAAAAGCCAUCCCAGCGACUGAGCGACUAUCACCCAUACGAUCCCAGGCAUGGAAAAUCCCCCUCACCAUCCGCACGAAAGCCCAAAGUCUCCACCCUAACCAUUUUGUAUUUUCAUCAUCAAUAUCGUACUUUUCGUUUCUUCACCCCUCCCAUCAUUCCAGUAGAUACCGUAGAAAUAUACAAUACAAGCGGCGAUCUGCUCGACGGCCAUUCCAUCCUCUGUAGCUGCGCCACUCCAAUCCAUUCAAGAUCCGAAAGACACGACGCCGUUCAGUCGCAUGGCUAAUAACGAGCAGGAAAAGGGAGCGCCGAUGUACUUGUACAAACUGCUCCGCGCUGACUCAAGGAAAGGGAGUGAGAUAGAAAGGAAAUUUCAGAAUACCAGACCUAGACUUGCUUUUGCCAGAACGCAAU
Messenger RNA from Trematosphaeria pertusa, 755 nucleotides. RefSeq lists its product as uncharacterized. Bases 67 to 627 code for a protein of 186 amino acids. The record is from RefSeq and is a predicted model, not a curated record. Lineage: Eukaryota; Fungi; Ascomycota; Dothideomycetes; Pleosporales; Trematosphaeriaceae. The transcript has a single exon.